CUUUCUAAAAAGACCUGGGGUUGAUUGCAUCAUUUUUAACCACUUCAUUGACCAACAAUACGCGAGCUCAACUUCUCAAAUUGCCAGUCGAUUGCCUUCCCCGGUCUCUUUUUAAACGAAGAAUACCCUGAGCAUCCUAUCAACUUAAGUCUAAUGCCAUUGUGACCACCAAUCGUCUUACAAAAGCUGAAACUCGGGCCUCGGCUCCGUGGAGCUGUGAUUUGAAUCCUUUCUUACGUGAUUGGCAUUGGUUCUUCUGCAUUUUGAUUCCACAAUUUCCAUAAUAGCAUACAAUUCUGGGGCAAGAUGGAGACUGGGACCGAACCGCUUGUUGCGCACCUCAAGAACGUCCUGCUUGAGCUUGCAGCCAACCCGUACCCCGAGGUCGCGUGCCCUCCCAAUGUCCCUCGAAGAGCUUCCGUAGCUGUCAUCCUUCGCAUCCAACCCAAUUAUGCUCACUGGCCCGCUGUGCAUUCAAAGCAGCUCCAUACUCCACAUGCACAUCACGCACAGCAGCGGCGAAGAUCCUCGGUAGCGUCCAAUUCCGGUCAGAAGCUGUCGUUCAAAGAUAUCCUCGAUGCAUUCUUCGAACAGGAUUGGGUGAAGCAUGGCGACCCGGAGAUGCUCUUCAUCAAGCGUGCUACACGAAUAGGAGACAAAUGGAACGGUCACGUUGCGCUUCCGGGAGGGAAGAGGGACCCGGAAGAUGCAGACGACCAGGUCACUGCAAUGCGAGAAGCUAUGGAAGAGGUUGGCAUAGAUUUGUCGUUCUCCCACGCAAUAGCGGUCGGAAACUUGCCACAGCGUGUGGUGACGACUUCUUGGGGGAAAGUGCCAUUGAUGGUGCUAUGUCCCUAUGUAUACCUCCUCACCUCGUCCGACUACCCACCGCAACGUCUCCAACCCACCGAAGUAGCUUCCACCCAUUGGGUCUCGCUCCGCGCCCUCCUGUCCCCUGCCCUCCGCACCCACGAGUACGCCGACGUAUCGAACCGCCUGGCCAAGUCUGAACUAGGCAUCAAGCGGUGGUUCCUGCAAGCAAUGCUGAGCAAAAUGAUGUUCGCAGCCAUACGCCUCGUCCCAUCAGAAAGCACGUAUUGCAGUUCCAUUCCGGGGUUCGUGCCGGAGGGUCCAGCACCGAACAGUUCGUUAACAGGGAAGCUGAAGGAAGUGCUGGUCGGGCCGGAGGCGGGCUAUGAAGCUCGCCCGCCACCACUACUGCUGUGGGGGUUGACGUUGGGGGUCAUUUCGGAUUUCCUGGAGCACAUACCGCCGCACAAUGCCCUAGAGCUAUGGACUUACCCGACGUUUACGAAUUGGGACGUGCGGUUCAUAAUGUGGGCUAUGUCUUACAGGUUCAGGAAACAGAAGGCGAUUGAGAUGGGUACGGUUGAUACAGGUGCUACUGAAGAGACCAAUGAGUCUGAGAUUGCAGAGGACAGAGAAGAUAAAUCCACGGAGAAAGUCGAAGAGGUUGAAGAACCGGGAGAAGUGGGAAUAGCUGGUCUAGGAGUAGGCCGCAAUUGGGGCAGGACGGGGAGGGCUAAAAUGAUUGCAAGAGGAGCAGCUGUGAAUUCGAUGUUGGAAGGAUACUAUCCCAUUGUCCGCAAGGCUGUGGCUACGGCUUUGGUCGGAAGGCUAGCGGUCGCGUCGCUUGUGGCAGUCUAUGUGUGGAGAAGAUACAGCAGGAACUAGGAAUCACUUCUAUACCUAUAGUGUCUAUUCAAGAGUGUAAUGUCGCCAGUACACAGACUUAACUGCUCGUUAUAUAACCUCGCGAAGGCACUAUUGUGGGCAUGAAAUACCACUCGUAGCAGGGGGCCAGUCCGACGUGCGACGUGCCAACCCUCUGUACAAUGUGAAUAGCAUGUAUGACGUAUUAGUAGCAUAUGG
Molecule: messenger RNA, 1893 nt
Organism: Aaosphaeria arxii CBS 175.79
Lineage: Eukaryota; Fungi; Ascomycota; Dothideomycetes; Pleosporales
Product: nudix family hydrolase-like protein
Exons: 2
Coding region: 307-1695 (462 amino acids)
Molecular function (GO): coenzyme A diphosphatase activity
Source: RefSeq, a predicted model, not a curated record